CGCCGGGCUAAUGGGCGGCGCUAAUAACUGCAGUUAGUUCAUACUUUAUUUUCCUUAUUACAGUCUCCCCGCAGUCAGACGCGCAGUCUUGACAUUCCCAGGGCUCACCCAGACAUUGCCUAGUCAGUGAAAGGAGAGGGGCUGGAUGCCAGGUGAUAUUAAAGAGAGCGGAUGACGAGAAGGUGCUUUCGAUGCCCAUGGAAAUGUCUGCACAGAUAUCUCCUGAGCUGAAUCACCUGGAAAUAAACUGACUGCUUUGAAUCGAUGAUUUGUUUGGAGCGCAGGAUGAGUCUGAAACCUUCGCUCCGGAGUUUCCUAAUUCUGGAGACGAUCGGUGUGGUUUACUUGUUGCUUACCCCUGCACGCUGUGUGCCCACGGUCCACAAACCCCACACAGCACUCAAGAGCAACGACCAACUUAAAGAAACCGUGGCAUUCUUGGAAAAGUAUGGCUAUCUUAAAGCUGGGCCCCUCGAUGGACUGAACUCUGCACAAGUUAAGGAAGCAGUGAGGGAGUUCCAGUGGAUUUCCCAUCUGCCGGUCAGUGGAGUCCUGGACAAGCAGACAGUCCACCAGAUGGCCGUGCCGCGCUGCGGAGUGCAGGACGUCGGGAGCCACGGGAGCUGGGGGGGGCGAGUGGAGGCCCUCUUCCUCGGCCGAGCCGGGGAUUCCCGGCGGGUGAAGCGCUACUCACAGCAAGGAGAGAAGUGGUACAAGCACGACCUGACGUACAGGAUUAUAAACUGGCCCAGGUACCUGGAGCAACACCGAGUGCGGUUGGCGGUGAAAACGGCCUUUGAGCUGUGGAGCAAUGCGUCGCCAUUGGUCUUCCGGGAAGUGAUGGAUGGCCCCGCUGACAUCCGACUUGCCUUCUACCAGGGCGAGCACAAUGAUGGGAUCGGCAACGCUUUUGAUGGACCAGGUGGAGCCUUGGCGCAUGCUUUCUUCCCCCGAAGAGGAGAAGCCCAUUUUGACAAUGAUGAGAGAUGGUCCCUUAAUCAGGGCAAAGGCAGGAAUCUGUUCAUUGUCACAGCACAUGAAAUUGGACAUACACUGGGCCUGGAGCACUCUCCCGUCAAAAACGCAUUGAUGUCUCCGUUUUAUAAAAAGUUAGGCCGGGACUUUAUCCUAAACUGGGAUGACAAGAUGGCCGUUCAGAAACUAUAUGGGAGGCCGCUCCACCAGUCGGGAAUGCAGCUGCUGGCGGACCUGCUGACUUCCUUCCAGAACCCUGCGGAGCACACCAAGCUCGGGGACCCUCCUCAUGGCCGUCUGCAGCCCUCCUACUGCCGGACCCACUUCGACACCCUGACCAAGGAUCUAAAACAAAUGAUCUACAUAUUCCGGGGUGCUGACUACUGGAAGCUCUCGAGGGACGGCACCAUCAGGGGACCGCUGUCACUGCAGAAGAGCUGGCCCCAGCUCCCGGCUGCUGUCGAGGCAGCCGCAGUGUCGGAGAAGGAAGGGAAGUUCUACUUUUUCAGAGGAGGCCGUUGCUGGAGAUACACAGGCAGCCAGCUGGACAUCGGUUACCCCAUGAAGGUUAAGAAGAUGGGGCUCCCUCGCCACCCGGACGCUGCCUUCUACUUCCCCCCGCUGGGUCACCUAGUGAUUUUCAAAGGGUCCAAGUACUUUGUCCUGAACGAGGAAACGAUGCAGGUGGAGCAGUAUUACCCGCGCACCCUCAGUGACUGGAAAGGGAUCCCUGUCGGUAUCAAUGGGGUCGUCAGCUGGAACGCCAAGCAGACGUAUUUCUUCAAAGACGAGACUUUCUGGCGGUUUGACAACAGCAGACUGAAGGUGCUGGGCCAGGGCAGGUGGGCGCAGGAACUGGGCUGGACCGGCUGCCGGCUUAGCAACGAAACAAACUCUGCACGGCCACAGACGUGACCCACGGCGUCCAGCCCCCGAACUACCAGAUUAAAGUGCAAUUCCCCAACAAUCCCCGCCUCAGUCUGCGGAAAUAACGGGAGCAAAUUAAUUGUACCGAGAGAGCCCAGUGUACCCGAGCAAACACAGAGGGUGCACAGUCCACCGCACACUGGGGUAUAUAGUAGAAUACAAGCAGGGAGAGGGUAUAUAGUACAACACACGCGGGGAGAGGGUAUAUAGUACACACACAGGUUGAGGGUCCACAGUACAAUGCACACAGGGUGGGACUGGGGCUGCACAGUAUUCCAGUUACAGUGAGAGUGUACACAGUACUACACACACAAAGAUGGGGUACAUAGCACAAUACACAGGAUGCGAGUACAUGUACUCCACACACAGGGAGAGGGUACACAGUACAUUGCACACACAAAGAUAGGGUACAUAAUACAAUACUCAUAGAGAGAGGGGGCCACGCAGUACUCCACACAGUGGGUUUGGUUGGUUAGUUUAUUAUUAUUAUUGUCAUGUGUACUGAGAUACAAUGAAAAACUGCUUUGCAUGA
Molecule: messenger RNA, 2434 nt
Organism: Leucoraja erinaceus (little skate)
Lineage: Eukaryota; Metazoa; Chordata; Chondrichthyes; Rajiformes; Rajidae
Gene: mmp28
Product: matrix metallopeptidase 28
Exons: 8
Coding region: 265-1890 (541 amino acids)
Biological process (GO): proteolysis; extracellular matrix organization; collagen catabolic process
Cellular component (GO): extracellular matrix
Molecular function (GO): metalloendopeptidase activity; zinc ion binding
Source: RefSeq, a predicted model, not a curated record